CCUUCUUCUUUUUUAUGGGCCAUUUAAGCUAAACUCAUCACUGCCAAAUUGUAGGGAAGAUUGAAUUAUCACAUCAGUGAUCCCAGAAAAUCCCCAUAGAUCCGAGACAUUUUGAAAACAUUAAGCAUAUAAUUAUGAUCCAGGAAUAAAAGGCAUCAUUCGAUACCUCUGUUUUACAGGUUUAUAGAGAUUAUAAUCACGAGGGUCGAGGAGACAAUUAUGAUCACCCAGAGUCUGAGUCCGAGCUCAAAGGAUGCCUGCCACCCACAAGAGGAGUAGAUGGGGCCUGUAAUUGCUACAAUAAAUUGUCAAAGAUCUUCGCAAUCCCACUAGAUUUUCCCAUCACCCAGUGAAAAGCAAAGCACUUUGUCUCAGAAAAUGGGGCUGAGGAGACCUGGCAUGAACAGAAGUUUGAACAGAGAGAAUCCAGAUAUUUUGAUUGUGAUGAUUGCAGAGGAGCAGAUAAUGAGAGGUGGUGGCGAGGACAAAGGAGAUCAGAGACAGAGGGAAGGGAUGGGCCCUCUAAAGACUGCAGCAGAAAUGAGUGGCACUGCACCAAAGGGUUUGGUGGAGAAAUCUGCAGUCUUCGUGAGUGUUUUGCUGUGUGUGAUAGUUCCUCUGCAUAUGAAUGGGAGGUUGGUCCAGGUUAAUAUUACUUGACAGACAACAAUUGAAAGUGUGAAGGUAAUGAUCUCCCCAGAACUUUUAGUGACAGAAUUUUCCAGGAUUCGGGAUGCAGUUCUUGAAAUGAAGCUGGCCUAACAUACAUUUGAAGCACAAGAAUCCAGUUACGCAGCCCUUAGACCAUCAAUGCAUGAUGCCUUCUAAUUUUUGGUGUCCCUUAUGAUGGAGAAUAAUUUGUGUAUAGUUCCAACAGAUAUGGGAAGCCAAAGUCCCGUUGUCAUAGAUGGAUUUCCACCACGUACAACUUCAAACACACUCCUGCAAUCCAACUCAUUUGACCUUAACAACCAAAACCACAUAAUGACUGGAUUUCCAGUGCUUUCUGCAUUGCAAGGAGAAUCAAUGAAUGGUCUCCAUACUAAUCCAAAUGUUGAGCGGGUUGUUGAUUCUAAUGCAUUGGUUACAUUGCUAGGAAGAAACGUGGCGAGAGAUGCCUCACUUUGCCAUUCACGUCUCAGUGGUAACACUCAGUUUCAAGACCAAGCAGCUGGAGGAGCAGCUAUAUCUGCUGCUUCACAUGCUACAUUCCCGGCUGCAAAAUUUGAUCUUCAAGAAAAUCUAAACAAUUUAGCAAUUUUGGCCCCUUCAAUCUGUCCUUUGGAUGUUUUACGAACUUAUGCUUCAAAUGGCUGUUCUAAUGCUUCUUUUGCAACAUCUUUGAGCUGUGGAUAUGAAGAUGUACUUGGUAAUACGAACACAAAGUGGGAGACCAAGUACCCCGCUCCACUAGAGCUUGUUGGGAAAUCACCAGUAAGAGCAGAGCUUCAGCCAUUUUCAUCUACAGCAAGUAUCAUUCCAGAUGGAUGGAUGUCAUCACAUAGUGGAAAUGUGACCACAAAUGCUCCUUACAGUUCCUCCAAUUUUAAUAAUGAGCUCUCGUUAACUCUUGCUACAUCUGAGCCUUCUGUUCUCAAUGAGAUUAACAUCCCGGAUCAGUGCUCUGAAAUGGGUAUGUCCGGUGUGACACGCCAUUGCUUGAAUGAAACAACAUUAAGUUCUGAACAGACUUGCAACAGUAAGGAGCUUUCUGUAAGUUUUGGCUCUUACAGAUCACCUGAGUUCUCUCAAGUAAUACUAGGAUCAAGAUAUCUUCAUGUAAUCCAGGAGAUACUUGCUCAAAUUGCAAACCAUUCACUAGAAAAUCUAGACCAUAUGAGUUAUCCAACUGCUAGGAAUGAGGCUGGUUCAAAUAUACCGUUCUCUUCAAGUGUCCCAGCUGAAAGAUGGAUGUCUUCCACAGUUCCUGAUGUGGAUGGUGGAUUGGAGCUUCAAAUGGAGUUCACAUUGCAAAGACGGACAGUUGAAGCUAAGAAAGCCCAACUGCUGACUCUGCUACAAGUGGUUGAUGACCAAUACAGCCAAUGCGUGGAUGAGAUCCAUACUGUUAUUUCUGCAUUUCAUGCUGCUACCGAGUUGGACCCUCAGAUACAUGCUCGUUUUGCUCUGCAAACAGUGUCUUUCUUGUAUAGAAACCUGAGAGAAAGGAUUAGCAACUAUAUCCUUGCAAUGGGAGCACAUUUUAACAGCACAUGCAAGAAAGAGAAGAAAAGAUCUUUUGAAACUUCUUUCAUCCAAAAGCAAUGGGCUCUACAGCAGCUAAAAAGUAAAGAUCAUCAGUUAUGGAGACCCCAACGAGGCUUGCCGGAAAGAUCUGUCUCAGUUUUAAGGGCAUGGAUGUUUCAAAACUUUCUUCAUCCGUAUCCUAAAGAUGCAGAGAAGCAUUUACUUGCAGUAAAAAGUGGAUUGACUAGAAGCCAGGUAUCCAAUUGGUUCAUCAAUGCUCGAGUUCGGCUGUGGAAACCAAUGAUUGAAGAAAUGUACGCUGAGAUGAACAGAAGAAAGGUACAACGAGAUAAGGAAGGAACCCAAAGCAACCAUAGAAACAACAUGAGCAUCACCAACCAUAGAUUUAGUUCCACAUGAAGCUGAAGGAAGAAAAGGUACAUAGAAAAUUGCGAGGACAGUUUCUUUGUCAUUCUGUAAGAAACAAACCUUAUCUAGAACCUGUACAUAGUCCUCCAUUGAAGUGUGGGGGGCCUUUAAUGAUUACACUUCUCUUAAUUACAUGCUCCCCAGCAUGAAUGCCUUAGGCGAAUCAGAAUUCUGUGUAGCGUACGUGGAAUUGUUUAGUUUUGCAUGUCUUCUGCAGAAUGCAAGAUUUCCUUCCAUUCA
Molecule: messenger RNA, 2856 nt
Organism: Carya illinoinensis
Lineage: Eukaryota; Viridiplantae; Streptophyta; Magnoliopsida; Fagales; Juglandaceae
Product: homeobox protein ATH1-like
Exons: 7
Coding region: 844-2607 (587 amino acids)
Biological process (GO): regulation of transcription by RNA polymerase II
Molecular function (GO): DNA-binding transcription factor activity, RNA polymerase II-specific; RNA polymerase II cis-regulatory region sequence-specific DNA binding
Source: RefSeq, a predicted model, not a curated record